Molecule: messenger RNA, 1098 nt
Organism: Closterium sp. Naga37s-1
Lineage: Eukaryota; Viridiplantae; Streptophyta; Zygnematophyceae; Desmidiales; Closteriaceae
Source: the annotation of a GenBank genome assembly
AUGGACGUGUGGGGCCCAGCCCGCGUCCGUGGACAGGGUCAGGAGAGGUACUUCCUGAUCGUUGUUGACGACUACUCGCACUACACCACGGUCUUCCCCUUGCGCACCAAGGGUGAGGUCCCUGAUGUCUUGAUCCCUUGGAUCCGCGCUUCUCGUCUCCAGCUCAGUGAGCGUUUCCACUCGGACUUUCCUGUCCUGCGUUUGCACUCUGACAGAGGUGGUGAGUUCUCCUCCGACCUCUUGGCAGCCUACUGUGCGGAGCACGGCAUCCGCCAGUCGUUCACGCUUCCGGCCUCUCCACAGCAGAAUGGGGUUGCUGAGCGCCGCAUUGGCUUGGUCAUGGAGGUCGCUCGUACCUCCUUGAUCCAUGCGGCUGCCCCCCACUUUCUGUGGCCGUUUGCGGUCCGAUACGCUGCGCAUCAGCUCAACCUCUGGCCCCGUGUCUCCUUGCCGGAGACUUCCCCGACACUGCGUUGGACGGGAGAGGUUGGCGAUGCGUCGCGUUUUCGGGUCUGGGGUUCUCGAGCUUUUGUUUGCGAUACGUCCGCGGACAAGCUCUCCUCCCGCGCUGUUCCUUGUGUCUUCCUUGGCUUUGUCCCGGACGCGUCUGAUUGGCAGUUUUACCACGCCACCUCGCGCCGUGUCCUGCCCUCUCAGGACGUCACUUCUGACGAGUCCGUGCCCUACUACCGCCUCUUCCCCUACCGCACUGCCCCGCUCCCCCCCCCGCCUCUCUUCCUCGCGCCAGGUGCUGCUGUGGUAGACCCCCUCCCCCCUCAGGGUGCCGCUCCCUCAGGUGCUGCUGGUGCUGGAGGUGCUGCUGCUGGCGGUGCUGCUGGUGCUGCUGGAGGUGCUGCUGGUGCUGGUGCUGCUGGAGCUGCUGGAGGUGCUGCUUCUACUGGAGGUGCUGCUGGUGCUGCUGACGCUGCUGGAGGUGCUGCUGGUGCUGGUGGUGCUGCUGGUGCUGCUGGAGCUGCUGGAGGUACUGCUACUACUGGAGGUGCUGCUGGUGCUGCUGGAGCUGCUGGAGGUGCUGCUGCUGCUGGCGGUGCUGCUGGCGCUACUGGAGGUCCUGGGGGUGCUCGUACUGGAGUCUGA